AAAUAUCAUGAUCAUUUGAUUUUUUUUUUUUGUAAGUGUUGCAAAGCGCGUGACGGGGUAACAUAAUUGCGGUAAUGUUUUGCGCAUGAGCAGUGGUUUUGCGCAUGCUCAAUAGUAACAUCGGGGUCGAACGGGCCAACCAAAUCAGCUUCAAAAUUUUAAAUCAUAACUCUGUUCAGUAUCCAGUAUGUAUUAGAUAAGACUAGGAAUAUUAUAAUCCUAAUCUGUGCUAUUAUGAUGGAAAUAUCAAAUUUAAAAAAAAUAAGUAAAGAUCGUUUAGCUACAUUUUUGGAACAUUUGGAAAAUAAAAACUUAGAUAAAGACGAGAUAUUUGGAAAAUGUUUAAUGAUUUUGAAAACAUUUUUGUACACUUCAUCAAACUUUAUCCCCAACAGUACCCUCAGCACACAGUCUAACAUCCAAAAACUUCUGUAUUCCAUUAAUUUCGAUGCAAUAGAUGAUGACCACAUGAUCAAAUUGAAAUCAAUACUCGAUCAAGGAGCAGACUUAGAUAUAUAUGCUAGAUAUAUAGAAUCUAUCUUAAAUAAAAAUAACAAGUCAUUGAAUUCAAUUUUAUUGACUGUUUGGACUCAAUUAGGAUCAAAUGUAUUGCAAUUGCCUAUAAUUAUUCACGAAAAAGCCAUUCAAGUGAAUCCUUUAAUUUUUGAAAAAACUAUUCUGUCUGCACUAUCAUUGUGGGAAAUUAAUAACUUGAUCGAUGUAUGCUCUAAAUCACCAUUGGUGUUCCAAACAUGCUCAAGUAUAUUCAACGAAUUGCUCAUUAAGUUAAACUUUAGCAAUAAAUUUAUGGAGUUCUUGAACUACUUUGUAGGUACAGUCAGCACACGUUGCAAAAACAAUGAUAUUGAUAUUGUCAACAUCUAUCCUAACAAAUGUAGAAGUAUAUUAACCUUAAGGGAUAUUAAGAACAAAAGUUCAACACUAGUUACCAAACAUCAUCUAAACGAUGAAGUAAAAAAAUUAGCUUUAGCUUACCCCAAAGAAUCUAUUUGUCUUUUAAGUCAUUUUCCAGAUUUAUUCAUACCAUACUGAAGAAUCUUAUACCAUUAGUAAAUAAGCCAUAAAUAUGCUAUAGAUGUUUUUCUUAUUCAUCUCAACUCAAUUGACUGUUAAAAACUGAGCUCAACAAAACAACAAUAAUAAUUAGUACUUUAUAAUACCUAUAGCUACCUAUAUCUACUAAAUACCAAUGCAGAAAUACUUACUAUUGUAUUUAUACAAAAUACAAUAUACUUACCUACAUGGUUAUAUAGUAUACUAACGUGAUAUUAUAUAAAUAAAUAUAAUAUAAUACCAAUAUGUAAUAUAAAAAUAUAUAUUUUUUAAAUAUAUACCUACGAAAAUAGUUAUUAUAAUUGAAUUUGUUUUUAUGAUGUAUUUACACUGUAAACUAAUGUUAUAAAUUUAUCAUAUUUUGUAUUAAUAUUUGAAAAAUAUUUGUCAUGAAAAAAAUCAAAUUCUAGUUAAAAAGUAAAUUUAUUUUCACUUUUUAAGUUACUAACUAUUUGAUUUUCUAACAAACAUAUUAUACAAAAACCAACUAAUUUAAUUUAUCACUGUAAUUGCUUAUAUUUUUUUUUUUUUAGUGAUAAUGAAGUAUCAUAUUUUGUUUGAUUUAUUUAUUAAUUUAUAUAUUUUUGAAUAAUCUAAAUUUAAAUUUAAUAGCAGAAAAUAAAUGGACAUAUAUUCAAC
Molecule: messenger RNA, 1713 nt
Organism: Acyrthosiphon pisum (pea aphid)
Lineage: Eukaryota; Metazoa; Arthropoda; Insecta; Hemiptera; Aphididae
Exons: 2
Coding region: 235-1053 (272 amino acids)
Source: RefSeq, a predicted model, not a curated record